This is a messenger RNA of Candida tropicalis MYA-3404, 363 nucleotides long. RefSeq lists its product as uncharacterized. The record is from RefSeq and is a predicted model, not a curated record. Bases 1 to 363 code for a protein of 120 amino acids. NCBI's taxonomy places the organism in Eukaryota, Fungi, Ascomycota, Pichiomycetes, Serinales, Debaryomycetaceae. The transcript has a single exon.
AUGACAAUUGGUUUCGUCAAAGAUGGAAACCUUCACUAUUUGAAAUAUUCUAAGCAUAAAAAUUUUUCUUAUUCAAUACAUUCAAGUGUGUUAGAAAGCGACUUCAAGUGCAGAGUGUUUUGCAUACUGUUGAAUCUUCAUUGUUUUCUGUUUUCUGUUUUCUGUUUUCUGUUUUCUGCUUUCUGCUUUCUGCUUUCUGUUUCUUUGUUCUUGUUUUUUUUUUUUAGUCUAGUUAUUCGUUGUCCGAUACUUUUUAGUUCUACAUCCUGUACAGUAGAUAUCGGAUUCCCCCGUCAAUACUUCGCAGAGGCAGACAAACCAUUUGCGGAAAUGGAGACGGAAAUCACUCGUUUUUGCUCAUAA